Messenger RNA from Leishmania major strain Friedlin, 2109 nucleotides. Its product is annotated as putative protein kinase. Gene Ontology annotation, molecular function: protein kinase activity; ATP binding; protein binding. Bases 1 to 2109 code for a protein of 702 amino acids. Gene Ontology annotation, biological process: mitotic cell cycle; regulation of cytokinesis; protein phosphorylation. The record is from RefSeq and is a predicted model, not a curated record. Lineage: Eukaryota; Euglenozoa; Kinetoplastea; Trypanosomatida; Trypanosomatidae. The transcript has a single exon. Gene Ontology annotation, cellular component: spindle pole; centrosome; cytoplasm.
AUGGAGCGCCUGCAGCGCGUCGGUGUCCGCACCGGCCCCACCUUCGCCGCUGACGCACCCGCGUCCACGUCGGAGUUACCGAAGCCGACGUUCCAGCCUGGCAGCAGUAUCUACGAGAUGGACUCCAGCGGCAGGCUGCAUCGCUUCCAGUGCGGUCGCGUGCUCGGCCGCGGCGGCUUCGCCAAGUGCUACGAGGUGUCAGACGAGACUGGCACCUACGCGCUCAAGGCCGUUAACCGUGCGUCGCUGGAGAAGCCCAAGACGCUGCAGAAGCUGCACAGUGAAAUCAGCAUCCACCGCCGCAUGAAGCACAAGCACGUCGUCGAGUUCCUUCGCACGUUCCGCGACCGCUACUACGUGUACAUGCUCUUGGAGAAGUGUGACCACGGGACGCUGAUGGACCUACUCAAAGUGCGCCGCUUCAGCGUGGCGGAGACACAGUACGUGAUGCUGCAGUGCCUGUCGGCGCUGCAGUACAUGCACAGUGAGUGCGUCAUCCACCGCGACCUGAAGCCCGGCAACAUUAUGCUGGACAGAGAGCUCAACGUCAAGAUCGGCGACUUCGGCCUCGCCGCGGAGCUGCAGUACGACGGCGAGCGCAAGCGCACCAUCUGUGGAACGCCCAACUACAUUGCACCCGAGAUCAUCGACCACAAGAGCCACGGUCACAGCUACGAGGUGGACACGUGGUCGCUCGGCGUCAUCCUCUACACACUGCUGGUGGGUCAGCCUCCGUUCCAGAUGGAGGACGUGGAGUCUACAUACAAGCGCAUCCGCCAGUGCCGCUACGACUUCCCCGCCAACGUACCAGACAACGCGCGCGACCUUAUCACUCAGAUCCUGCAGAGCAGCCCGGCCCACCGCCCCACGCUGAUGGACAUCCGCCAGCACUCCUUCUUCUCGUCGUCACCGCCGCCACCGCUGACGCCGCCGGCAUCGUUCGCGUCCUUCGGCCUGCCGGUGCCUGGCCCCGCCGCGCCCGCGACGACGACGACCGCAUCAGCAGCAGCAGCAACCAUAACCACACGCAGCGCACGCCGCGCGUCGGCGGUGGACAUGCAUUACCCACCGCCGGCGCCGUAUGGUAAGGAGCUGUUAGGUGCCCCGGCACAACGCGAGGUGCUGCGACCCAUCAACGCCAACGUGCCGCCGCCGCCCGGCGCGCCGACGUCGCCGCGCCACCUUGCGAACCUCAGGCAACAGCAGCAGCCCGCACCGGCGCCGACGCUCCCCGGCAUCUGUGCGCACGCGCGCAACGAGACGCCACGCAGUGCCCCUGGGACGGCAGCGGUGCCGCUCUCGGGCCGCUGCCCCGCUUCAUCUCCGCAGCAGCUCCGAAACGACGCCAACGCUGACGAGGACGAGAAGCAGCAGCUGACGGCGCUGCACGACCGCCUGCACCAGACCCUGUGCGGCGACGCGGCCGCCGACGACGCUGCUGACAACGAGGCGCCGCCGCCGCCGGUGUGGGUUACGCAGUGCGCGGACUUCUCGUCCAAGUACGGCAUGGCGUACCGCCUCAGCACCGGCCAAACCGGCGCGCACUUCAACGACUCCACCAAAAUCGUGUGGGAGCCCAUUACGGACCGUGUGGAGUAUCACGCGCGCGUCAAGAUCGAGAUGCCGGCGCGCGACGGCAGCACAGGGCUCUUCGCGAAGGACGAGCGGCACGUGUUCAGCAUGCACAACUACCCACCGGAGCUGGAGAAGAAGGUGACACUGACCAAGUACUUCAAGACCUACCUCGGCCGCGUGCAGAGCUCGCCGGACAAGGUGCCGGUGGUCGCGUGCUCACCCUUCCUGCCGGCGGCGCCGCCACGCUGCACCGACCCGCACACGUCCAGUGACUUUGUGUACGUAAAGCGCUGGCUGCGCGUGGACGGCGCGCUCGUGUUUCGGCUGUCGAACAAGACGGUGCAGGUGUGCUUCGAGGACGGCGCUGAGAUCAUCCUGAGCUCGGAGUGGCGCGUGGUGACCUACACGACGCCGUCGGGCCGCCGUCGCACGAUGCCGCUGAACUCGGUGGCCACAGAGUGGGAAGAAGCGGCGGAGCGGCUGCGAAACACCAAGAGCGUACUGUACCAGGUCAUCCGCGAUCACUGCCUGUAG